Molecule: messenger RNA, 3763 nt
Organism: Arvicanthis niloticus (Nile rat)
Lineage: Eukaryota; Metazoa; Chordata; Mammalia; Rodentia; Muridae
Gene: Cyp51a1
Product: cytochrome P450 family 51 subfamily A member 1
Molecular function (GO): monooxygenase activity; heme binding; iron ion binding
Source: RefSeq, a predicted model, not a curated record
GCCCGCUUCCGGGGCCGUGCUCGUCAGGUACGCGGGCUCUCGCGGUCUGCGCUCCUCAGGGCGUGGUCAUUUCUGUAGCCAUCACUUUCUUGACAGUGUCCAAGUGCCACGGUAGAGCCCGCUUCCUCAGGUCCCCUCGGUGGCGCAAGGAUCCCCCAUGCACCUAGCCGGGGGCGUGAUCACCGGAAGGCCCCGCCCCAUCUGUGACGUCCGGGUGGCGCGCGGGCCGGCUGUGCCUGUGGGGAGGGCCCGGACCAGUUGACGCCUCCAGGCCGGGGCCGCCUCCCGACGCCCACCUGCCGGCUUCUCCACCUUCCCCGAGAAGCGGCCGCGACCUCAGCCUCUAACCUACCGGGCGGAUCGGAGCGACGGUCGGGAUGGUACUGCUGGGCUUGCUGCAGUCUGGCGGCUCGGUGCUCGGGCAGGCGAUGGAGCAAGUAACGGGAGGCAACCUGCUUUCCACGCUGCUCAUCGCCUGCGCCUUCACGCUCAGCCUGGUCUACCUGUUCCGCCUCGCCGUGGGCCACAUGGUCCAGCUGCCUGCUGGAGCGAAGAGUCCACCAUAUAUUUACUCUCCCAUCCCAUUCCUUGGUCAUGCAAUAGCAUUUGGGAGAAGUCCGAUUGAGUUCCUGGAAAAUGCCUAUGAGAAGUAUGGACCUGUGUUUAGCUUUACCAUGGUGGGCAAGACCUUCACUUACCUUCUGGGGAGUGACGCAGCCGCCCUGCUCUUCAACAGUAAAAAUGAAGACCUGAAUGCAGAAGAGGUCUACGCCCGACUGACGACGCCCGUGUUUGGGAAAGGAGUUGCAUAUGACGUGCCAAACGCAGUUUUUCUGGAGCAGAAGAAAAUAUUGAAAAGUGGCCUUAACAUAGCCCACUUCAAGCAGUACGUUCCUAUCAUUGAGAAAGAAGCAAAGGAAUACUUUCAAAGUUGGGGAGAAAGCGGAGAAAGAAAUGUGUUUGAAGCGCUGUCUGAGCUCAUAAUUUUAACAGCUAGCCAUUGUUUACACGGAAAGGAAAUUAGAAGUCAACUCAACGAGAAGGUGGCUCAGCUGUACGCAGACCUGGAUGGAGGUUUUAGCCACGCUGCCUGGUUGUUGCCAGGUUGGCUGCCUCUGCCAAGUUUCAGGCGCAGGGAUAGAGCCCAUCGAGAGAUCAAGAAUAUUUUUUAUAAGGCCAUCCAGAAACGCAGGUUGUCAGGAGAACCAGCUGAGGACAUUCUUCAAACUUUACUAGAUUCUACAUACAAGGACGGCCGUCCUCUGACAGACGAUGAGAUAUCAGGGAUGCUGAUCGGACUUCUGCUGGCCGGACAGCACACAUCCUCCAGCACCAGUGCCUGGAUGGGCUUCUUUCUGGCCAGAGAUAAGCCACUCCAAGAAAAAUGCUACUUAGAACAGAAAGCAGUGUGUGGCGAGAAUCUGCCUCCCUUGACUUAUGAACAGUUGAAGGAUCUGAAUUUACUUGAUAGAUGCAUAAAAGAAACACUAAGACUGAGGCCUCCUGUAAUGACCAUAAUGAGAAUGGCCAAGACCCCUCAGAUUGUGGCAGGGUACACCAUUCCUCCAGGACACCAGGUGUGUGUUUCUCCUACGGUCAAUCAAAGACUGAAAGACUCCUGGGUAGAACGCUUGGACUUUAAUCCUGACCGCUACUUACAGGAUAACCCAGCCUCCGGAGAGAAGUUUGCCUAUGUGCCAUUUGGAGCUGGGCGUCAUCGUUGUAUUGGAGAAAAUUUUGCAUAUGUUCAAAUUAAGACAAUUUGGUCCACUAUGCUUCGUUUAUAUGAAUUUGACCUCAUCGAUGGAUAUUUUCCCAGUGUUAAUUAUACAACAAUGAUUCACACCCCAGAAAACCCAGUAAUCCGUUACAAACGAAGAUCAAAAUGAAAAAAGGAACAAGGAGCCAGUGUGGAGACCUCACAGCAAGCUGCAGCGUGGCCGAGAAUGAAGCUCCGGAAACGGCUUUCAUGCUGUACUGUGUUUUAAGUGUGUGACUCUGAAAGCCAGUUUAUGAUUUUAAUGUUUUAUUAACUCGGUGAUUUUUAUUUUUUAUUUUUUUGUCAGACCUAAUGGCAUUUGAAACAGUUUGUAAUAGUUUUGAUAGAAUUUCAGGGAAGCCAGGUUUAUGUUAGAAGUCCUUAGGGGAGUCUCGGUAUCCAGCUGAUGAUACAGAAUGCAAAAUCCAGGUAAUUAACUUCAAAAGCACAACAUUGCCACAGGGAGGAUUAGAACAGGUUUUGGAAGUUUCAAAGCCUAGUCAAAUUCUACAAAGACAAUGGGUUGUUCCUGUAGUUGGGCCAUUUCUUUGCGGAAACAUGUGAGAGGGUAAAGGUCCAGUUCCCUGUGAAGUUUUAGGUAGAAGCAAACACUGUUUAGAUGGUGUGACGUGUCCUUUGAAACGUUAACUGAAAGCACUGCUCCAGGAAAUUGGCAGCCAUCUUGGGCCUUGUCUUGAUAACCUGAUUUUGUAAAUAUAAUAAAUACUAAAGAGUGCUUAGGUAUGUUACUGGUUCCAGAAGGUCACAUUUUUGUGAAAAUACAAAAUCAAAUCCUUAUGGGAUUUUUUAUUUUAAUUUUGAUCAACCUUUUUUUAACCGUUAGGGAAGUUUCAUUUGUCAGACUUUUAAAAGUAUGAUUUUUUUUUUGAGAUUAGUGAAUUCCGGCCUUGAGGUAGUGGAAUGAGAGAUGGUAUCAUUGCCCAUAUUCUGUGGAGGCUGUGCUCAGGAGCCAACAUUAUAACCAGGGCCCAACUCUGUGACAUGCCUAUAAUCUGUAUUAGCAGUCGAGAUAGCUAUGUUGCUGGCUGUGGUGCCGCACACCUGUAAUGCUAGUACUUGGGGGCUGAGGCAGGAUUGAGAGUUACAGGCCAACCUAGGCUACAUAGCAAGACUAACACCCUCCCCAAAAUAAAACCUUUUUUUUUUUUCUUCUAAAGUAUGUGUACUGGCUGGUCUUAUGUGACAAUUUGGCACAAGCAAGGGCCAUCAGAGAGAAAAUGAGUCUUAGUUGAGGAAAUGCCUCCAUGAGAUCCAGCUGUAAGGGAUUUUCUUAGUAAUCAAUGGGAGAGGGCCCAGCCCAUCGUGGGUGGUUCCAUCCCUAGGCUGAUGUCCCUGGGUUCUAAGAAAGCAGGCUGACCAAGACAUGAGGAACAAGACAGUAAGCAGCACUCCUCCAUGGUCUGCAUCAGCUCCUGCCUCCAGGUUCCUGACGUGCUUGAGUUCCUGUCCUGACUUCCUUUGAUGGUAAACAGCAGUAUGGAAGUUUGAGCUAAAUAACCCACCCUCACCCUCCCAACUUGCUUUUUGGUGAUGGUGUUUCUUUGUAGCAACAGAAACCCUAAGUGUGUUACAGUUUUAAGAGGCUUUUGAAGACACUUUGAAUGAAGACCCAAAUCUCUGCUGUUAAAGGCUUCAUGUUAAAAUUCUCUAUGAGAAAAUUUUCACUGGUCUCUAUUGAUGGAUUUGAUGUUGUGCUUCAGUAAGUACAGUUCAAGAGGUUUGGGGAUUUGGAAACUUACAUCCUACUUGCCCGAAAUAGGCUCCCUUUAGUUACUUAGUUACUUAGGUAAGUCAGUCUCGUUAUCAGUGCCCCAUGAGAAACUGAGUAUUUCCACAACAAAUUACAAACGCUGCUCACCUCUCAAAGUAUGCUUGUCUCUCCUCUUACUGUAUGGUUAUUAAAUUUUUAUGUUAUAAAUGAUACAUUUGGUGUGUUAGAUUAUAGCCUUGAUUAAAGUUUGAUGAUUGUUUCUGGUUGACAGA